AGCCGAGAUCCAUUGCCUCGAACGACGAUGCGCAUGCCAAAACAAAGCUGGUGCCUGGUCGCGCAGCCCGUCAAGCAAGGUUGGGUCCAACGUCUUAGCACGAUGGGGUCGUGGUUGACCGUACUAACUAGAAUGACUUUUUUGUCGCUCAAAGAAACUUGA
Messenger RNA from Bipolaris zeicola 26-R-13, 162 nucleotides. RefSeq lists its product as uncharacterized. The transcript has a single exon. NCBI's taxonomy places the organism in Eukaryota, Fungi, Ascomycota, Dothideomycetes, Pleosporales, Pleosporaceae. The annotation marks the transcript as partial. The record is from RefSeq and is a predicted model, not a curated record.